Messenger RNA from Acanthoscelides obtectus, 393 nucleotides. Lineage: Eukaryota; Metazoa; Arthropoda; Insecta; Coleoptera; Chrysomelidae. The record is from the annotation of a GenBank genome assembly.
AUGCUUUUACCUUCUGGAGAAGUCAUCAAGAAAAAGAGACCGAUAAUACACAGUUCAAGCAGCGAUGAAGAGGAAUUCUUCACGGAAGAAGAAAAAUCUGAAAAUACUACAGGCGCAAACAUCAUAAGCUUCGAGAGUUCUCUACCCGAAAAAGAUGAUUUUGUUUCAGUUGAGUACGAUGGUGAUUACUGGCCGGGCAGGUGGUUACAAGUAGAAAGUGAGGGAGCUUUUAUAAAAUGCAUGGCAAAAUGUGGAAAACUGUGGAGAUGGCCAGAAAAGGAGGACUGCAUAUUUUAUGCCAAAAACGAAAUUAAGCUUUCCGUAAAUGCUCCAAACCAAGUUUCAACAAAACGUCAUCCUUUCAGUGUCCCUGCUCUGAGCUUGCUUAAUUAG